CGACGCCAUCCUGAAGUACCUCACCACCAAGUACGAUGUCCCAGAGCACUGGUAUCCACGGCAACCAGAGAGACGAGCCCGAGUGGACGAGUACACAGCGUGGCAUCACACCAACACACGACCGCACGCUGCUAAAGUCUUCAUCCUGGAGGUGCUGCUCCCAGCUCAGUCUGGCUCUCCGGUGGAUGAAGCCCGUUUGAAUCGUGCUCUCUCCGACCUCGACGACACGCUGGAUAAACUGGAGUCCAUGUUUCUUCGCCGCCAGCCUUUCCUCUGCGGUGAUGACAUCACUGUGGCCGACCUGCUCGCGACGUGCGAGCUCACGCAGCCUCUGGGCGGGGGCAGAGACGUCCUGAAGGAGCGUCCUCAGCUGCAGCGGUGGAGGAGUCGAGUCCAGUCGGCCGUCGGUGAGGCAUUUGACGAAGCUCACAGCGUCCUGUAUGCCCUCAGAGACCGCCGCCGAGCCCGUCUGUGACAUCUGCAUGAGGGGGAGGAGUCAGUCGAGGGUGUGAGGAGGAUGAAGGAGUGGCUCAAUUUCACUUUGAUUUCUCUGCUUUAAAAACCUCAGAGGCCUUCGAGCCAUCACAGAGUUCCUGGACUCUGAUCGAUGACAGAAUCAAUAAAUAUCGAUGAAUCAAUGUUGGAGUUCAAUGUUUGAAUCAGCUGAAGCACUUUAACAGGAAAUGAGCUUUGAAAUGAAAAUAAAAAAAGCUGCUUGUACUUUG
Molecule: messenger RNA, 725 nt
Organism: Haplochromis burtoni (Burton's mouthbrooder)
Lineage: Eukaryota; Metazoa; Chordata; Actinopteri; Cichliformes; Cichlidae
Gene: gstt2
Product: glutathione S-transferase theta 2
Biological process (GO): glutathione metabolic process
Cellular component (GO): cytoplasm
Molecular function (GO): glutathione transferase activity
Source: RefSeq, a predicted model, not a curated record